Molecule: messenger RNA, 1758 nt
Organism: Aplysia californica (California sea hare)
Lineage: Eukaryota; Metazoa; Mollusca; Gastropoda; Aplysiida; Aplysiidae
Exons: 6
Coding region: 434-1222 (262 amino acids)
Source: RefSeq, a predicted model, not a curated record
CUUUGAGGUUUAUGUGGGUGUUGGAGUGUCGGAAAGUUUCCGCAUAAAUACGCCUGAUUUCUUUCGAUCGUCAUCAAGAAGGGAAGUGGAAGUAGCAAGGGUGUGUGGUAGGUGACUUUCGGGACUGGGAUUACCUGACAAUUUCAACAGUUUGGGAACAAUUUCUUUUGAUACAACGAGACGUAGUAGACCGAAACUUCUGAAGAACUAACCAGCGACAGAUCUCCUCCUUAGACGAACAUCGGAAACCCGGACGAAACGAAGAAGAAGAAGCGUUGCAAACACUCUCUUCCGAAACAACUCAAGCUCUGUCAAAUAGACGUCGCAAAAGGCCAGCCACGACAACACGAGACGAAUAUCUUGCUCUCAGUCUCAGCUUCCCAUCAUCCACUAUAGAAGAGCGUCUGACUUAUCGAAGAACAACAAGAAACGAAUGGCGUUCAGCUCGGCACUGAGAUGGAGAAAAGUCGCCACCUUCAUCACAGCGGUACUGCUCUUUGUCUUGGGCAUAGAUUGUUCCCCCUUACACGAGAGUCUUGGGGGGCCUGGCAGCCUGUGCCCCAAGGGCUGGUACCACUACCAGAGGUUCUGUGUGGCCAAAGGGAAGGGAGCCUCCGACAGAGCUGUGGCGAUGUACUGUGACGGCUUUGGCGGCAUCGGCAUCAAGGGACUGUGCAUUAUAAAAGCCAGGGUGAACUCGGACACAAGCAGACAAGACCCGGAAGAGGAAGAUCACAGAAAAUCCGCAACUCUUUCCCUCGACUUCUCUCUGGGCGCCGGAAAAAGCUUCCUAGGUUCGACGAGUGCAGAGAAAGGAUACCACCCUACUCAGGCGAUGGACGGCUCUGAUGAGAGCAACGAUUCCUCCUACAACAACGACAACGACAACGACAACGCCGUCAUGAACCCCGGGAAGUUCGCCUCCACGCUCAGAGACAGCAGCAACGCCCUGGUCAGUGAGCUGGAUGACGAGGACAAUCUUCUGGACGUCAAACUGUGCCCCGUCGGGUGGAAGCACUACAGGAGUAUGUGUGUCUACCGCCCGUUUACAAUAACGGAGACAUGUCGUUUGCUGGACUCGGUGGAGUUUCAUGGACUUUGUUUGAAGCAUGCAAAUACACAGGCCCUGGAGUCUCCGGAUGGAAAAGGGUAUUUCCAGGAAGGAAAACGGAUAUGUUGCUGCGCACACGUCAAAGCCAGAGGAAACAGAUACGGAUGCUAAGAGGAAGAGAGACAGAGCGAAAGAGAGAGAGAGAGAGAGAAAAAGAGAAAAAGAGUCAGAUGGCAACCGUGUUCUCGUAAAGGCUCUGAAGUUUCCCAAUUCCAUUUCUCCUGGUGUGGACAGACAGAAACAGUUGCCCAGUUACUAUCGCCUGGCGUCUCCAUCUCAGGUUCAAGACUUUUGGCUUUAUGAGAACAGAGUAAUCCGGCACCUGCCAUCAAAGUACUUAAUAUAGAAGUCGACAAUAGAAAGGUUCAGUACAGGACUUAAGUAGUUUUACUAUCAUAAAUCAAGGAAUGACGUUCUGUUGUUAAGCAAGAAUAGCAAAAAUGACGUGCUUGCUUCAAGGAACGGAUUAAGACAGCAGUGAUUGAGCUACGAUCAGUCCUUUGUCAAAGAUAAUUAUUAUGAGAUUAUAUCAUAUGAAGUCUUCGCCGCUCUUUUCACAACCCUGUUUCAUCAGUGAGCUGAUUUGUUAGUUUGAAUCUCCGAAUUUUCAACACAUUGUUCCCUUUUCUCUGUUGUCUAUCAAGCCA